AUGGACCGUACCGCGGAUUCAGAGCGGAUGCUCGGCUUGACCUUGUCUGAUCAGCGAAUCCUGCUCUAUGGAAUCCUGUUCCCGUGUACCGACGGAAGCCGAAAUCCCGUGGACUAUGUGAAACUUGCCGCUGCCCUAGAAUAUACUCCUUCAUCUGCCAAGGUUAUGUACGGUAACGCUCGUCGCAAACUGGCUCGCAACACGGGCAUCGACCUUCCGCACAAUCCUCGUGGAACUGCUCCUCGCACCAAAGCUGCCGGCACAAAGACAACAGGUAGUUUGGGCAAUUCAGAAGCACCUGCAAAGGUCAAGGAAGCCGGGGAAUCUGGGGAAAAGCUGCGCAAAGGUCGUCCUCCUGUGGCCUCGCGCAAGCGCAAGGCGGACGAGCUGGAAACUCCCGAGGCAGAGACCGUGACAGAGGCCAAGGCCGAAAGUCAGACACAGACGCAGGCCAAGGUUCAGGUUGAGGCGACGGUCGAGUCUGAGGCUGUUGCCGAAAUGGCAACUGGGAAUGCGGAGACGAAGGCUGAGUUAGACGAGGCUAAGCUUUAG
This is a messenger RNA of Penicillium oxalicum, 552 nucleotides long. RefSeq lists its product as uncharacterized. Bases 1 to 552 code for a protein of 183 amino acids. The record is from RefSeq and is a predicted model, not a curated record. NCBI's taxonomy places the organism in Eukaryota, Fungi, Ascomycota, Eurotiomycetes, Eurotiales, Aspergillaceae. The transcript has 2 exons.